Sesamum indicum (sesame) is the source of this 2821-nucleotide messenger RNA. NCBI's taxonomy places the organism in Eukaryota, Viridiplantae, Streptophyta, Magnoliopsida, Lamiales, Pedaliaceae. The record is from RefSeq and is a predicted model, not a curated record.
AAUCAAGCUGUUUCAUGAAUCUCGAGAACCGUAUAAUGUAGGAUACUUUGGGUGAUCCUUUCCGCAGGCAACCCUUCCCUUUCUCAGUAGCAACUGAAGUGCCGUCAUGCAGUGUAUGUAUUUCCGGCGAAGAAGAAGAACGUCUCUAUUUUUCAUACUAUUUCAUAUUUUGUCAAACACUUUCCACCUCUGAAGUCUGACUGAACUUUAUCCUAUUUCUUGAUAAUUCCAAGAAGCAGUUUAAUCAGAGGAAGGAUCAAGAAAGUGUAGAAGCUAAUUGAAAGUAGUUUCUGAAGAGAUGGAAAUAUGAAAUUCGGGAAAGAACUUGAGAAACAAAAGGUGCCUGAGUGGACAGAGGCUUAUGUUGACUAUAAUGGACUCAAACGAAUAUUACAAGAGAUUCGUAAUUCCAAAGAAAACAAGCCAAAUCGACCCAGGGCUUCUCAAAAGAGAUUAUCGCUGUUCAUGGACUUUGGUGCUUCAAGUGGACAUGCUAGCAAUCUUGAGAAAGAGGGGGAUAUUGAGAAUCAAGUAAUAGCUGUUGAUACAGUCCAAGAAGGGAACUCCAGAAAGUUUUACAACACCAAGUUACUUGUGUCCUCAGGAGAUGGAGAAGAGAAUGAGAGUAUUUUUUUCAAGACACUUGUUGAUGAGCUCAACAAGACAAAUAACUUCUAUAAGGAUAAGGUGGACGAAGCAAUUGAGGAAGCCGCUUUGCUCAAAAAACAAAUGGAGGUUUUGGUUGUAUUAAGAAUCAAGGUGAAUAAUCCAAAUUUUGAUGGAUCCAGUUCUCUGAAAUGUCUUUCCAUGGAUAUUAGCAAUUUGGCACCCUCAAAGAUUAUACCUCCCGCCAGAUCAAAGACUGUUGGGAUCAGGGUGAUGGAUAGGAAACUUGGUGUUGAAAUGUUUGGUGCAGAAGUAGACUUGAGCUGUCAACACCAGCACUCUAAUAGUCAUCCUAAUAAUAUUCCUUGCACCGAAAAUUAUAAUGGUGCUCCAAUAGAUGGAGAAACUACCAAUGAGAGCAAAUCAUCUCAUCUAGAAAUCCUUGAUCGUGUAAAGAUUUCAAAUACAUUUGAUGAUCCAAUAUCAACUAUUAAAGGAGUUCUCGGAGACUCCAAAGAGAAGGAGUUGAGUUGCAACAAAGAAGAACUGAAAGAAGUUGAAGAAAGAUUGAAGGUUGCAUUCAUCCAGUUACAUCAAAAGCUUUGCCAUCUGAAACAUUACAGCUUCAUGAAUCUCUUGGCCUUUUCAAAAAUCCUGAAGAAAUAUGAUAAGAUAACAUCUAGGAGCGUUGCAAGAUCAUACAUGAAAAUUGUGGACAACUCUUAUAUUGGAAGCUGUGAUAUGGUGAACAGUCUCAUGGAAAAGGUAGAGGUGGUCUUCAUCAAGAAUUUUUUGCGUUCUAACCGUCGGGAAGGCAUGAAACUACUGAGGCCAAAACAGAAAAUAGAAAAGCAUCGCGUAACUUUCUUCUCAGGUUUCUUUUGUGGUUGCUCAGUUGCUCUGUUAGUAGCUGUUGUUCUACUUGUUGAAGAUAGAAAAUUAAUGCCCAAAAGCAGAGGAGCCUUGUACAUGCGCACGGUAUUUCCACUCUAUAGCUUAUUUACGUACGUAGUCCUUCACAUGCUUGUGUAUGCUGCAAACAUAUACUUUUGGAGGCAUUACAAAAUCAACUACCGGUUCAUAUUUGGAUUCAAGCAGGGAACUGAGUUGGGCCACAGAGAAGUCUUUCUCCUGGGCAGUGGUCUUGCAAUGAUUGUUCUUGCUGCUUUCCUAAUACACUUCCACAUAAAGAUGGACUCGACAAGUCAACAUUAUGAAACUUAUAUAGAACUACUCCCUUUGGGCUUAGUCAUUGUUGUUAUUGCUAUUACAUUUUGCCCCUUCAAUAUCAUCUAUCGUUCAAGUCGUUUCUUCUUUAUUAAGUGCGUCUUUCGUUGUCUUUGUGCUCCUCUUUACAAGGUUAGACUCCCCGACUUUUUCUUGGCAGACCAGUUCACCAGCCAGGUACAAGCUAUAAGGAGCCUUGAAUAUUACAUUUGCUUCUAUGGCUGGGGAAGAUUAUCUCAAAGAUUGAACAGAUGCAGCAAUCAUGAUCUUUAUAACGUGUUCUAUUUUAUUGUUGGAGUUAUACCAUACUGGUUUCGCUUUCUACAGUGCAUCCGUCGGUUGUUUGAAGAGAGAGACUUUGCUCACGGGUACAAUGGUUUGAGAUAUUUCUUGACAAUUAUUGCUGUGGUCAUUAGAACGGCUUUUGAACUGAGAAAGAAAGUAGCCUGGAAACUGUUCGCUUUGGUGAGCUCAGCCAUUGCCGCUAUAGCAAAUACAUACUGGGAUAUUGUUGUUGACUGGGGGCUUCUUCAAAGAAAGUCAGAAAACCUGUUUCUAAGAGAUAAACUUCUCAUUACUCACAAAAGUGUGUACUUUACAGCCAUGGUUUUGGAUGUUUUUCUCAGGUUUGCUUGGCUACAACUUGUCUUGACGCUUGAUGUGCAUUCCUUACAGGGAAAUACAAUAUCAACAAUAUUCUCAUGCUUAGAAAUUCUUCGACGUGGCUUGUGGAACUUCUUCCGGUUGGAGAAUGAACACUUGAACAAUGUCGGGAAGUACCGAGCAUUUAAAUCGGUUCCUCUUCCUUUUACUUACUACGAGGAUGAAGAUGAAGAUGAUGAUAUUGACAAGGACAACUAGUUAUCUAUAUUCCUGUCUAUAACUCAUGUUUGAAUAUCAUGUAAAUGACAGAAAUAUGUUCUGAAACCAUAGCUAAGUGUUUGGAGGAAGUUACAGGAACUCUAUCACGGGUAUAAAUACACUUGGA